GUUUGUUUUAUCAACCAACACGCAAUCCAAAGAGAUAGGGUGGCCGCCAUUGUUGAAAACUGGUAAAACGGUACGAUGAUCCGUGAUCCGUUUCUUUCCUCUAUUUCUCAUCACACACGCUUACGCUACCCAUCUCUCUGUGCCUAAUAAUAUGCAUAUCGAAGUUCUUCGAUUCGAGUGAGAUAUCGAGUAUGAGAGAAGAUCGUUGACAUUGACGCUUUUCAUCAAAAGCUUCGCCGACAUUGAAUUCGAGCUCUACCCAUCUCUCGUUUUCACUCAAUAGCCUCCACAAGCAGACCAAAAUCUCAUUCUCUGAAGUUGCAAUUUGUGUCCUGUACUUCCAUGACAUGUCGACAACUGUACUUGCAGGAGAAUACAUGGCUUAUUUAGCAACCGCUGAAGCUUGUGAUUCAAAUACAGCACUUAUAGUCAGUGGUGAUCUGCGUUGUCUGCAACCUAUCUUCCAGAUUUACGGGCAGUGUAGAGCAUUCUCCGGUCCGGUUGUAACCCUUAAGGUAUUUGAAGAUAAUGUGUUGGUGAGGGAGCUUCUUGAAACCAGAGGUGAAGGCAGAGUUCUAGUUAUAGACGGUGGAGGAAGCUUGAGAUGUGCGUUGGUGGGAGGGAAUUUGGGACAGUCGGCUCAGAAUAUGGGGUGGGCUGGUAUUGUAAUCAACGGCUGCAUUAGAGAUGCAGAUGAGAUUAAUGGUUGUGAUAUUGGAGUUAGAGCUAUGGGAACCCAUCCCCAGAAAUCAAAUAAAAAAGGUUUUGGCGAGAAGCACAUUCCUGUUCACAUUGCAGGAACCUUGAUUCGUGAUGGUGAAUGGUUGUAUGCAGAUAGUGAUGGGAUUCUUGUCUCAAAAACUGAGCUUACCGUCUGAACCUGCUGCUAAGCAAGCUGCCAUUGUGAAAGACCAUUUGAUUUGAUGAUGAAGAGUACUAUGUAUGUAAUAAAGAGGAGAGGAAUGUACUUGUUUUCCUCUCGUUAUUUAUAAGUCAGUUUCUUAUGAACUUGGACUUUUUUCUUCCUUUGCCCAAAAACAAAAUGUUCCCCUUGUUUGUAGUGAUCAUGAAAUAUUUUAUUUAUAGUUUCAAAUCUGUAAUGGAAUAUGAUGGUUUCCUCCUCAACUCGAAGCCAAUAAAUUUGUGUUUUCGGUUGUUUUCC
This is a messenger RNA of Camellia sinensis, 1162 nucleotides long. Its product is annotated as putative 4-hydroxy-4-methyl-2-oxoglutarate aldolase 3. Gene Ontology annotation, biological process: regulation of RNA metabolic process. The record is from RefSeq and is a predicted model, not a curated record. Gene Ontology annotation, molecular function: ribonuclease inhibitor activity. NCBI's taxonomy places the organism in Eukaryota, Viridiplantae, Streptophyta, Magnoliopsida, Ericales, Theaceae.